CGUUUGAUUGUUGACGACGCCGUUAAUGAUGAUAACUCUGUGGUCUCCAUGUCACAGGCUAAAAUGGAUGAGCUUCAGUUAUUCCGUGGUGAUACUGUUCUUAUCAAGGGAAAGAAGCGCCGCGACACCGUUUGCAUCGCCCUAGUUGAUGAUACCUGCCCGGAUGAACGAAUCCGGUUCAACCGUUGCGUGCGUAAUAACCUCAGAGUUAGGUUGGGGGAUGUUGUCACCAUCCAGGGGUGCCCAGAGGUCGGAUAUGGACGUCGCAUUCACGUGCUUCCAAUAGACGACACUAUUGUUGGUAUCACUGGGAACCUGUAUGAGGUCUAUCUAAAGCCGUAUUUUGUCGAGGCCUACAGGCCCGUGCGGAAGGACGAUAUAUUUGUUGUCCGAGGUGGUAUGCGUGCUGUUGAAUUCAAGGUGAUUGAGACUGAUCCUUCUCCUUAUUGUAUCGUUGCUCCUGAGACUAUUAUCCAUACAGAGGGUGAUCCCGUCAAGCGAGAAGACGAAGAAGAUAAGUUGAACGAGAUCGGUUAUGAUGAUAUUGGCGGUUGUCGAAAGCAGUUGGCUCAGAUCAAGGAAAUGGUUGAGUUGCCCUUACGGCAUCCUCAGCUUUUCAAAGCGAUCGGUGUAAAACCUCCCAGAGGAAUACUUUUAUACGGCCCGCCGGGUACGGGCAAAACACUUAUUGCAAGAGCCGUAGCCAACGAAAGUGGAAGCUUCUUUUUCCUCAUUAACGGGCCUGAAAUCAUGUCGAAAUUAGCUGGCGAGUCUGAGUCAAACUUGAGGAAGGCAUUUGAAGAGGCGGAGAAAAAUGCGCCGGCAAUAAUCUUUAUUGAUGAGUUGGAUGCAAUCGCACCAAAAAGAGAGAAAACUCACGGUGAAGUAGAGCGUCGCAUUGUUUCACAGUUACUGACAUUGAUGGAUGGUCUGAAGCAAAGAAGCCACGUCAUCGUAAUGGCUGCCACCAACAGACCAAACAGCGUUGAUCCAGCUCUGCGCCGCUUCGGUCGUUUUGAUCGUGAGAUCGAAAUCGGCAUUCCGGAUAGCAUUGGCCGCCUGGAAAUUUUAAAGAUCCAUACCAAAAAUGUGCGACUCGCGGAUGAUGUGGAUCUCGAUCAAAUCGCUAAUGAAGCGCACGGGCAUGUCGGAGCAGAUCUGGCGUCGUUGUGCUCGGAGGCCGCACUGCAGCAGAUUCGUAACAAAAUGGAUUUAAUUGAUCUGGAGGACGACACAAUAGACGCCGAAGUCCUAAAUUCACUUGCGGUUACAAUGGACGACUUUAGAUGGGCACUUGGAAAAAGUAACCCUUCCGCGCUGCGAGAAACUACGGUGGAGGUGCCGAAUGUCACUUGGGACGACAUCGGUGGGUUGGAAAAUGUCAAACGUGAACUGCAAGAGUUAGUCCAGUAUCCUGUUGAGCAUCCUGACAAGUUCCUCAAGUUCGGUAUGACACCAAGCAAGGGUGUACUCUUCUACGGUCCUCCCGGUUGUGGUAAAACACUACUGGCCAAGGCAAUUGCAAAUGAAUGUCAAGCUAACUUUAUAAGUAUCAAAGGUCCGGAGCUACUAACCAUGUGGUUUGGUGAAUCUGAAGCGAACGUAAGGGAUAUUUUCGACAAGGCGCGGCAGGCAGCUCCAUGUGUACUGUUUUUCGACGAAUUGGAUUCUAUCGCUAAGGCUCGGGGUGGUAGUGUUGGUGAUGCUGGUGGCGCUGCCGAUCGAGUUAUUAAUCAACUGUUAACAGAAAUGGACGGUAUGUCUUCAAAAAAGAACGUGUUCAUCAUUGGUGCUACAAAUCGCCCGGAUAUACUUGACGGUGCUAUUUUGCGUCCUGGGCGUUUGGAUCAACUGAUCUAUAUUCCGCUACCCGACGAGAAAUCUCGAAUCAACAUCUUAAAAGCCAAUUUACGCAAGUCGCCUGUCGCCAAUGAUGUCGAUUUAGGGUAUUUGGCCAAAGUUACUCAAGGCUUCUCUGGAGCUGAUCUAACUGAGAUUUGUCAAAGAGCCUGUAAGCAAGCGAUCCGCGAGUCCAUCGAGGCAGAAAUACGAGCUGAACGUGAACGCCAAUCUCGACCAGAUGCUAUGGUAAGUGCUUUACAAAUUGCAAACAGCCAUGAGGUUCGCAAGANNAGACGAUCAGUCACGGAAAAUGAUGUUAGAAAAUACGAAAUGUUCUCACAGACCCUACAGCAAUCUCGAGGCAUCGGAGGCAACUUCAGGUAA
Echinostoma caproni is the source of this 2226-nucleotide messenger RNA. The record is from the annotation of a GenBank genome assembly. NCBI's taxonomy places the organism in Eukaryota, Metazoa, Platyhelminthes, Trematoda, Plagiorchiida, Echinostomatidae.